UGCAUGCGGUCAUGUCACUGCUUGAAAUUGAUGACGAAAUGUGGUGCUGAAAUUUAUCACACGUAAAAGUGUUCAUUUAAAUAUUGAAUAUUCGUGAAAAAUAGUUACAAUUAGUCGUUAGAACAACGCUUCAAGUGACAAGAAGCGAAUUAUUUUUUUUGGAAAUAUUGAAUCAUUCUGCUCGAGAUGAAUAACGUAACAGCGAAAGAUUUGCACCGGCUGCCGGAGACGAUAAAUUUCCCGGCCGAGGAGGAAAAAGUGCUGCAAUACUGGAAGGACGAAAAGGUGUUCGAGACGUGUCUGAAGCAGUCCAAGGGAAAACCAAGAUACACUUUCUACGAUGGACCACCGUUCGCUACCGGAUUGCCCCACUACGGUCACAUUCUGGCAGGUACGGUGAAGGAUAUCGUUACCCGGUAUGCCCACCAGCAGGGUUACCACGUGGAACGACGCUUCGGGUGGGAUUGUCACGGCCUGCCGGUGGAGUACGAAAUCGAUAAGACGCUCGGCAUCCGCGGCCCGGAUGAUGUCGCUAAGAUGGGUAUCAAGGCGUACAAUAACGAGUGCCGCAAGAUUGUCAUGCGAUACGCGAAGGAGUGGGAAGAAAUCGUCGGUCGGCUGGGCCGCUGGAUAGAUUUCAAGAAUGACUACAAAACGCUCUAUCCGUGGUACAUGGAAUCCAUCUGGUGGGUGUUCAAACAACUGUUCGUGAAGGGAUUGGUCUACCAGGGGGUGAAGGUAAUGCCGUAUUCGACGGCUUGCACAACACCACUGUCGAACUUUGAGUCCGGUCAGAACUACAAGGAGGUAACGGAUCCGGCCGUGUUUAUUUCGUUUCCGAUUCUAGGGGACAAGGAUGAUGCUGCCCUUGUUGCUUGGACUACCACACCGUGGACGUUGCCUUCCAACUUAUCUUGCUGUGUGAAUCCGGAAUUGAUUUACGCCAAGGUGAAAGAGCUCAAGACUGGAAAGAUUUACAUUCUGAUGGAGUGUCGUUUGGAGUCACUGUUCAAAAAUCCGGAAAACUACCAGGUGCUUGAUCGGUUUCCUGGCAGUGCACUGGCCGGUUUAAAAUAUGAACCGUUGUUUGAUUAUUUUCGAAAGUACGAAACCGUGGCAUUUCGUGUGGUGCUGGAUGGCUACGUAACGGAAGAUUCCGGUACGGGAGUGGUUCAUCAAGCACCGUACUUUGGCGAGGACGAUUACCGUGUUGCGCUGGCGAAUGGCAUCGUCAAUCGGGAUCAGGAAAUCAUUUGCCCGGUGGAUGCGAGCGGCAAAUUCGUUCAACCGGUUUCCGAUUUCGAAGGGCAGUAUGUGAAGGAUGCAGACAAAAAUAUUAUCCGAUACUUGAAGGAGAAGGGUCGCCUGGUUCUGGCCACCCAAACUAAGCACAACUAUCCGUUCUGCUGGCGGUCGGAUACACCGUUGAUCUACAAAGCCGUUCCGUCUUGGUUCGUUCGGGUGGAACAAAUGAAUAAACAUUUGAUCAACUGUAGCUCGCAAACCUACUGGGUUCCGGAGUAUGUGAAGGAGAAACGCUUUGGAAAUUGGCUCCGCGAGGCUCGUGACUGGGCCAUCAGUCGCAAUCGGUACUGGGGCACACCGAUUCCGUUGUGGAUUUCACCCGAUAAGCAGGAAAUUGUAUGCAUCGGAAGCAUCGAAGAAUUGGAGAAGUAUUCCGGAGUUCGGGUGGAUGAUUUGCAUCGGGACAGCAUUGAUCACAUUGAAAUUCCAUCGGCCGUACCGGGAAAUCCUCCGCUCCGGCGGGUAUCGGAAGUGUUUGACUGUUGGUUCGAAUCCGGUGCGAUGCCGUUCGCCCAGAAUCAUUACCCGUUUGAGAAUGCUGCCGACUUUCUGAACAACAGUUUUCCCGCUGAUUUCAUUGCCGAAGGAAUCGAUCAAACGCGCGGUUGGUUCUACACGUUGCUGGUCAUUUCGACGGCUUUGUUUAAUAAGCCCCCGUUUAAAAAUCUGAACUGUACGGGGCUGGUGCUGGCCGCCGACGGCCAGAAGAUGAGCAAACGGAAGAAGAAUUAUCCGGAUCCGAUGGUGGUGGUGAACAAGUACGGGGCGGAUGCUCUCCGGCUGUAUCUCAUCAAUUCUCCGGUGGUGCGAGCGGAAAAUCUAAGAUUCAAAGAGGAAGGCGUCAAAGACAUCAUCAAAGAUGUGUUCUUGCCGUGGUACAAUGCGUUCCGGUUUCUACUGCAGAACAUUGACAGAUUCGAGAAGGAAGACAAAAUAGUCUACCGCUACGAUGCGGUCCGCCACGUCGAGAACCGUUCCGCCAAUGUCAUGGACGUGUGGAUUGUCUCAUUCAAGGAGUCCCUGUUGGAAUUUUUCACCAAAGAAAUGAAAGCUUACCAUCUGUACACGGUCGUUCCCCGGUUAACCAAGUUUAUCGAUCAACUGACCAACUGGUACGUGCGGAUGAACCGGAAACGUAUCAAGGGGGAGUUCGGUGUUCAGGAUUGCUACCACGCACUGGACACACUUUACGAUGUUUUGUUUGCCAUGGUGAAAAUGAUGGCUCCCUUCACACCGUACUUAACGGAGUUUAUGUUCCAACGGUUGCGGCUCCUGAACCGGGAACCGAUCGAGGGCAGUGUACACUUUCAGAUGAUGCCGACUUCGAACAAUAGGCACAUCAAUCUGCCGAUCGAACGGGCAGUAUCUCGGAUGCAAGCCGUCGUCGAGUUGGGUCGGGUUAUGCGUGACAGAAGAACCGUCCCAAUCAAGUACCCGCUGCCGGAAGUCAUCGUCAUUCACCAGAGCCAGGAAUAUUUCGACGAUAUCAAAUCACUGGAAAAUUUCAUCACUGAUGAGUUGAACGUACGCAAAAUCACCUUCAGUUCUGACAAACAAAAGUACGGCGUAAAACUAAGAGCCGAACCGGACCAUAAAGUAUUGGGAGUACGAUUGAAGAAUGACUUCAAACAGGUCAUUCUGGCAGUCAAAGCUCUAACGGACGAGGAGAUCUCAGCCCAGCAGAAAGCGGGACACUUUACCGUGCUGGGCCACCGCAUCGAACUGGAAGAACUUCGGUUGAUGUAUCAAUUUGACGAUUCGUUAGCCAAGGGUCAUAACUACGAAGCACACAGUGACAGCGACGUGCUGGUUCUGCUCGAUAUGACCCCCAACGAGGAACUGGUGAAGGAAGGAGUCGCCCGGGAAAUAAUCAAUCGCAUUCAGAAGCUCAAAAAGAAGGCCAAACUUAUCCCGACCGAUCCGGUGUUGAUUUACUAUACCGUCAGCCAGGAAGGCGAAAUCAAAAGUGUCGCCGAAAGUCACCAGGAGUUCAUCGUCAGCACGGUCAAGUCACCGUUUGUGCCGUACGGACCGGAAGCCAUUUCGAAAGAAGUGCUAAUCGAAGAAUCGCAGGAGCUCAAAGGAGUUCAACUGAACAUCGUUAUUUGUUCACCGAAGGAACGUCCGGUUCCCGCAAGUCCGUGGAUUAAUUUAAUUCUCGACGACGAAAUCACACCUCGCUAUCAACAGACCCUAUCACGGUCGGCAACGGUUAUGCUCAGGAACAGCAAAGACGAAAUUCUAACACUCGAUCAACUGAACGCCGAGAUUCAUUGUUUGUUCGGAUUGAACGACCAAAGGUACAACAUUCUAACACCGGAUGGUCGUCCGCUAGCCUCUGUGGAUCUAACGUUGAAUCGGAAAUCGUUGUACAUUACUCGCGGAACCGUGGUUCCCGCCCAGUGGACACCGUCGGAUGUGCCAUGCUGUGCUUUUCGCAAUAUGGAAAUCAACGGCAAGCAAACAACGGUGCUCGAAGAAAAUCCUGCCGGAGUGAAACUCUGCCAAUAAUUUGUUAUGUGAAAGAAACUUUCCUGAAUGCCGCUGCUUUGAAAUAAGAUGAAAUUCUUGCUUUGAAAUAAGAUGAAAUUACAAAAGCAAGAUUUGUUGAUCAAUAAGUUGAAAUGUAAUAAGUAAUGUUUGAACUUUUUUUUUAAAUAUGCUAAUAAACUUUUUAC
Molecule: messenger RNA, 3983 nt
Organism: Malaya genurostris
Lineage: Eukaryota; Metazoa; Arthropoda; Insecta; Diptera; Culicidae
Gene: IleRS
Product: isoleucine--tRNA ligase, cytoplasmic
Exons: 4
Coding region: 187-3816 (1209 amino acids)
Biological process (GO): isoleucyl-tRNA aminoacylation
Molecular function (GO): isoleucine-tRNA ligase activity; ATP binding; aminoacyl-tRNA deacylase activity
Source: RefSeq, a predicted model, not a curated record